UGGGCCGAUCAUGCUAUAUAGACUAGCGCAACCGAUCUGAGACGACUGUGCCUGGGAGGGAGGCCAAAUCUUGCGAUCUGCCAGUGCCGCCGUGAAAUGGGUGGUUGCGAGCGUUAAAUAUCUGACUUUCUUAAUUUCCUUUCGCAAUGGCUUCUCAACGCCUCACAAUCGUCAUCAAACUAGGGACGAGCUCCAUAGUAGAUGAAAAUACACAUGAGCCGAUCUUGUCAAAUCUUACCUUGAUCGUCGAGACCGCUGCCAAACUCCAUCGCGACGGCCACAAUGUCGUGCUCGUGUCAUCCGGUGCUGUUGGCGUGGGUUUGCGAAGGAUGGAUGUUGAGCAGAGGCCGAAUCACCUCCCCCGUAUACAGGCGUUGGCUGCGGUCGGACAGUGCAGAUUAAUGAGUCUGUGGGAUGGUUUAUUCUCGCAUCUCCGCCUUCCAGUAGCACAAAUACUGCUGACUAGAAACGACAUCGCGGAUAGGACGCAAUACAUCAAUGCCCAGAAUACCUUCGCACAAUUAUUUGACAUGGGCGUGAUCCCGAUAGUCAAUGAGAAUGACACUCUCGCUGUCUCGGAAAUCAAAUUCGGCGACAACGACACACUGUCGGCAAUAACAGCAGCCAUGGUGAAAGCUGACUACCUUUUCUUAAUGACGGAUGUCGACUGCCUAUAUACUACUAACCCACGUAACAAUCCUGAUGCACGGCCUAUCGAGGUCGUCACGGAUAUUUCAUCUUUGGAAGCUGAUGUCUCGUCUGCCGGCUCCUCCUUAGGAACGGGUGGAAUGAGUACCAAAAUCGUGGCUGCGAAGUUGGGAAUUAGUGCGGGUGUGACCACAAUCAUCACCAAAAGCUCCAAACCGGGCAAUGUCCAUGAAAUUGUCAAAUACCUUCAGCAAACCCAACAAGGAGCUUCAGUUGGCCCGGAGACCGGAGAUUAUGACCACGUGUCACACUUGCAAACUAUGCCUCCGCUACAUACACGGUUCAUUCCGUCGGAAACUCCAAUCCAGUCCCGAUCGUUCUGGCUACUCCAUGGUCUGAAACCCCGAGGUACUAUUUAUAUUGAUCACGGUGCGUACAGUGCUCUUCAGAAAAAGGCCGGCCUGCUUCCAGCAGGUAUUGUGGGUGUGGAAGGCCAUUUUGGCCAACAGGAAGCGGUACGACUGGUUGUCAUUGAGAAAGUUUCACCGGAAUCUUUGAAUGGGGACUUUCUUCACCACGGCCAGGAGCCGAAGGAGGUCGGACGUGCCCUAGUCAAUUACGGCAGCAGUGAGAUUAUUCGCAUCAAGGGCCACAGGAGCACGCAAAUCCAAUCAUUGCUUGGUUAUGCCGACAGUGAAUAUGUUGCUCUCCGUGAGAAUAUCUCUUUCAUACAGAAUGACGAAAGCCCACGGCAUUAAACGAACCCCAAGCGCGUACAGGGUAUUGUGGCUCCUCGAGGGAAACAGCCGAAAGGCACCCGGCGGGAAAACUCCAACAGCAAAAUUCCACCACCGGAAUAUUGGUCCUUUCAAGCCAUCCACUGCCCGGUUGACAGCUAACUUCCCUCCCUUAUGCUAUUCAGCCAUUUCGUCACUAAUGGACGAAAGAGGAUGCGGAGGGUUGAAGGAAAUCCGACAAUAGCCUUAGGAAUAAAAAGAAGAAUAGAAUUGAACACAAUAUGAUAGAG
Messenger RNA from Aspergillus sclerotioniger CBS 115572, 1675 nucleotides. RefSeq names its product glutamate 5-kinase. The coding region runs from base 147 to 1406 and encodes 419 amino acids. Lineage: Eukaryota; Fungi; Ascomycota; Eurotiomycetes; Eurotiales; Aspergillaceae. Gene Ontology annotation, molecular function: glutamate 5-kinase activity; RNA binding; ATP binding. The record is from RefSeq and is a predicted model, not a curated record. The transcript has 5 exons. Gene Ontology annotation, cellular component: cytoplasm; cytosol.